UGCUGGUUGUGGUUGUGGUCGUGGUCGUUGUUGGGGAUGGAAAUGGAGAAGGCGAGAAAGAGUGAGGAGGGCGAGAAGAUAUGCAAGAGAUGCAAACAAAGUUACAGUCCAUCCUCCAACACCACAUCCUCAUGCCGCUUCCAUCCUUCUUUCUUCGUCUGUCGCCGUCAUGACGACCAGAAAAGGUACUAUGAAUUGGGACCUGAAGAUCCGCCAUAUGCUGCCAAGUUCUAUGAUUGUUGUGGGGCUGAGGAUCCUGAGGCUUCUGGUUGCACCACCAGUUUCCAUGUUUCUUAUGAUGAUGAUUGAUGUAAUUUGUGUGGUCUAUUUAGGCAUAUAUAGGUUGAUCAAGGAGUAGCUUGUUGUCCAGCAUAUAGCAUGUGGCUCUCUGUUUGAGUUGGGAGUCUUGAGGUGGGAAUUUAGGCAUGGGUGAAAUGAAGCUUACUGCUGACUGCAUGCUGCCACAAGCUAAGGUUCAUUAUUUAGGAUAAGAGGCAUGAAUUGUUGCACAUAAGAUAUCAGAAUGGUGCUGCAUUACUAAUUUAUUCGGGUUUGGGAAUCAAAGCUGGCAAAGGGAAGGAGUAUAUACUAAAUUGUCAUGCAAUUAAGAUGCUUCAUUAAUACAGAUUGUUACAGCUCAGUCCAUAAUUCAUACAUCAGCUGACUCAGGACUUGAGUAGUUCAUGCUCAUACUAGGUUCUUCUUGUCCUUAUUUUGCAAUUUUCACAUCUGGUUUCUGUUUGCUGCAUUUUCCGCCCUUCAUGGGUGAUGGUAGUUUUAGCUUUCUUUUAUCGGAAAUUCUACUAUGUACAAACUGGUAGUGUAUUGUGGAGUCUGGUCUCUUGUUUCAUACACAUUAUGGA
Molecule: messenger RNA, 863 nt
Organism: Rosa rugosa (rugosa rose)
Lineage: Eukaryota; Viridiplantae; Streptophyta; Magnoliopsida; Rosales; Rosaceae
Exons: 3
Coding region: 37-309 (90 amino acids)
Source: RefSeq, a predicted model, not a curated record